Messenger RNA from Penicillium brasilianum, 1806 nucleotides. The record is from the annotation of a GenBank genome assembly. Lineage: Eukaryota; Fungi; Ascomycota; Eurotiomycetes; Eurotiales; Aspergillaceae.
CCAGAGUUGACCAAGUCUAUGUGGUUGAUCUUCGCCUCAGUCAACGAAUAGUAGGUCAGAAAGACAUCUAAACCGCUUGCCCAAAGUUCAAACACAUUUAAUUCAUCUCAACAAACUGGAAUACUCUAGGCCAGAGCGUUCGGCAUCCCGCAUUGUGCUCCACUUGAUGACGGCUUCCUCCCCCGCUUCUCCUCAGCCGAAGCUUCCCCAACCUAAAACAUUCAUACCUUGAACCUCACCCGGAACCCCAUCCAAGCAACAAUACUUGCCAUCAUGUCAACCAGACAAGCCUCUCACGCUGGAUCCUGGUACUCUGGUAGCAGUGGAAGUCUCACUCGCCAACUAGAUGACUGGCUGGCCCAAGUGCCAGAGUCAUUGGAUAAGGUCGGAUCGCUGCCUGUUCCUGGCGCUCGAGUGAUCAUUGCCCCACAUGCGGGGUAUUCCUACUCAGGACCCUGCGCAGCCUUUGCAUACAAGGCCCUUGAUCUAUCCAAGGCAAAGCGAAUCUUUAUCUUGGGGCCAUCGCACCACUAUGCACUGUCAACACUCGCUCUGCCCCAAGUCACCUCGUACGAGACCCCGCUGUCCAGCGACCCUCUGCCACUCGACACGGAGCUUAUCAGUAAGCUCCUAACUACUCAGGCAAGCAAGCCAAAUGGAACCAAGAUGCGAUUCACCACCAUGAGCCAGUCUGUCGAUGAGGAUGAGCACAGCAUUGAGAUGCACCUCCCAUACAUUCAUCGCCUCCUGCAGCUACAGUUCCCAAACACCCCGACGGCACAGUACCCGCCGCUCGUUCCCAUCAUGGUAGGAAGUACCUCUGCCGCGACAGAGCAGGCAUUCGGAGCCUUGUUAGCUCCGUACCUGGCAGAUCAAUCCAAUGCUUUUGUGAUCAGCUCGGAUUUUUGUCACUGGGGUCUCCGGUUCCGCUACACGUAUUACGUGCCAGAGGCUCCGAUGCCAGGACCAGUACUCCCAUUAUCGAGUGAAGAGCUACCCCAGCCAGGACAAGAUCCUGAUGACGUCUUGGAAAGCAUCGACUCGGUCUGCGCGGGACAUGCAUUACAGCGGCGUGAUCGGGUGCCGAGGACAGCGCCCUCGAUUCACGAGAGUAUCUCCGCAUUCGAUAUUGCAACGAUGUCGGCUAUCACGACUGGAUCGGCGGCCACGUUCCUCGACACCAUUGAGCGCACUGGGAAUACAGUGUGCGGCCGACAUCCAAUUGGAGUUAUCAUGGCGGCACUCGAGGUCGUGACGGCGAGUCAACCCAAGAGCAAGAAAGGACUCUUCCAUUUCCUUCGCUAUGAGCGCAGCUCGGAUGUAUCGGACGUGACGGACAGUUCUGUUAGCUACGUCUCUGCUGUUGCGGUUCUCUAAUCUAUUAGCUGUCUUUGUGGCUCUUUUUAUGAUGGUAUGAACGAUGAUCUAUUCAAUUGCUGUCCAGGAACCAGGAUCGGACUCGUAUGAUAGGCUAGUACAGCCAGAUUUUUGACUAGGAAGCUGCGCAUAAUUUCCACCAGACCACUGCAAUGUUUGGCCGGGUCACAGCUUCGGGGUUUUGACAGGGUCCGUCCUUACAUGUGAUGCAAGGGUUUGACCGGGUACCAAAUAAAGAAGAAACACUUGUACAGCACCCUUUAUGAUAAACGGCAUGUGUCACGGUUCGAGGGCGUUCACAAAAUUAACAGAAAACCACUAGAGCCAAGAAUGAAUGCUCCGGCCGAUCUCUGCCGGAUAUGCGCGGAUAGUCAAAAUUAGAAGUUCAGAACCUUGAUCACGGCGAUAGCAAAUUUUCAACAAACCAAC